This is a messenger RNA of Pelecanus crispus (Dalmatian pelican), 252 nucleotides long. NCBI's taxonomy places the organism in Eukaryota, Metazoa, Chordata, Aves, Pelecaniformes, Pelecanidae. The record is from RefSeq and is a predicted model, not a curated record.
ACCCUCCUGAUUGCGGAUGCACGGACACGCCUGGCACGCCUGGGGCUCUUCUGCAGCGUUUUCACCAUCAGCAUGUACCUCUCGCCACUGGCCGACCUGGCCAAGAUUGUCCGGACCAAGUCAACGCGCUGCCUGUCCUUUCCCCUGACUGUCGCCACCUUCCUGGCCGCCAGCAGCUGGACGCUGUACGGCCUGCAGCUCCGUGACCUCUACAUCAUGGUGGCCAAGGCAUGCUCUCCCGUCCCAUCCUAG